AUGUUUAUGCUUCAGGUUCCGUAUCACGUUGCAUUUAUCAUGGAUGGAAAUAGACGGUUUGCCAAAACAAAACAUCUCAGUCACGCUAUUCACGGUCAUGAGAAGGGAUUUCAGCAACUUGCAAAGGUUUUAGAGUGGUGUUACGAUUUGGGCGUGCGUGAAGUAACUGUGUAUGCAUUUAGCAUCGAAAAUUUCAAAAGAAGUCCAGACGAAGUAGGCGGUCUAAUGAAACUCGCUGAAGAGAAGUUUGCUAGACUUCUGGAGGAAAAGGAGAAGCUCGAAGAGAAACAGAUAUCAUUCCGGUUCUUCGGUAAUAUCGCGAUGCUAUCUCCAAGACUUCGAAAACUGAUAGCACAGAUUGAGCUGAAGACAAAGGACUACGACAAUGGGAUUGUGAAUGUAUGUAUGCCUUACACGGCGAGAGAUGAGAUCGCACGUGCUUUCGAAUUGGUUAGGAUUGGCAAAGAGAAGGAGAAUCAAAUAUCUGAAUGGCUGCUGUCUCGUUGCUUAGACAGUCGACAAGGGACAGAACCAAGCAUCCUUAUUCGCACUAGUGGGGAGAAAAGAUUAAGUGACUUCUUGCUUUGGCAGUGUUCUUGUAGUCAUAUUUACUUUGACGAUGUUUUGUGGCCUGAGUUCAAUUAUUCGCAUCUGUGCAAAGCUAUUAUAUCGUAUCAAUACCAUGGAAGUGCUCUAAAAAUGCACAUAGUCUUUAAAAACUCCAGAAAUUACCCCAAAUUGGGCAAAAUGAAUUUUAAGGAACUAGAAUGUCUUCAUAAUUUAAUAAUUUUAUAG
Angiostrongylus costaricensis is the source of this 795-nucleotide messenger RNA. The record is from the annotation of a GenBank genome assembly. NCBI's taxonomy places the organism in Eukaryota, Metazoa, Nematoda, Chromadorea, Rhabditida, Metastrongylidae.